Molecule: messenger RNA, 2244 nt
Organism: Diprion similis
Lineage: Eukaryota; Metazoa; Arthropoda; Insecta; Hymenoptera; Diprionidae
Product: orphan steroid hormone receptor 2-like
Exons: 7
Coding region: 173-1720 (515 amino acids)
Biological process (GO): anatomical structure development; cell differentiation; regulation of transcription by RNA polymerase II
Molecular function (GO): zinc ion binding; RNA polymerase II cis-regulatory region sequence-specific DNA binding; nuclear receptor activity
Source: RefSeq, a predicted model, not a curated record
UAACGGACCUCUCGCUUUAAUUAUAAACUUAUAGAUAUAUUGUUUCCAAGAGUAAAUCGUUCGGACCAAUUUUGUCUCCAUCGGUGGUGUUCCGAUGUCCGAUUACGCGAGCCUAUUAUCUAUGGCACAGGCUCGGUAGAUACAUACUUGUGGCAUCACAGGUGAGUUUAGAAUGCACCUGGCUGCUGCUGUCGUUCGAAAAUCGGAGUGUCGAAGUGACCCGCAACCUGCCAACCUGCCAGAGCAGAGAGCGGCUCGUGAAUGGUUGUGUACCUGUACAAGGUUGAGUUUGGGCAGUCAGUGGUACAUUUCACGUGAUAUGGACAGAAAUCACGUUGAGCAGACUGAUCAUGCAAACAAUUUAAACAAUAGUGAAGCAGAUGUUAAACUGGAAAGAGAUUUUUGCAGUCUGGUACAGCAGCCAGGCAUGGAUCAUAUCGGAGACAUCGAAGUAGUGCUCCCAUUUAACAGAGACGCUCGAGGCCCGCUUGGUUUGGGUUUAUCGUUAGAGCUGUGCGUCGUAUGCGGAGAUCGUGCAAGCGGCCGGCACUACGGUGCGAUAAGUUGCGAGGGAUGUAAAGGCUUCUUCAAACGGAGCAUUAGAAAGCAGCUCGGUUAUCAGUGCAGGGGUAGUAAAACGUGCGAAGUAACGAAGCAUCACAGAAAUCGUUGCCAAUAUUGUAGACUUCAGAAAUGCUUGGCAAUGGGAAUGCGCAGUGACUCUUGGGGUGUUGCAGCGGUACAGCACGAGAGGAAACCUGUUCUCGGGGACUCGGGGAGUGGAAAAGUCGGGAAUCGUAGUCCCAGGGUGAAGCCAGAACCACAACAAUCGGUCCCUGAGACACCGCUGACUUGGGAACAGCCAGAAAGUCCAAGUAUGGAAGAACAGAGCAACGACAGCGAUCUCAGCGACGUUUUGACCCUUGCCAGAGAGCGUUCUUUAAUAUCUCACGCCUUGGACAGUAUGGCCAGACUUAUUGGGGAGACCGUCAACGGCACUAAUGAAUCCGAGGAGGAAUGGACUGGCCAAUUAUUGUACGAAAAACACACGCAGUUUGAACUCAAAGCUCCUAGUCCGGCACCUGCUUAUCUUUCGGUACAUUACAUAUGUGAAAGCGCUGCUAGAUUGCUAUUUUUAUCUGUACACUGGGCCAGAGGUAUACCAGCAUUUCAAGCAUUACCCUCCGAAGUGCAGACGACACUGGUGCGCAGUUCUUGGGGUCAACUUUUCACCCUAGGUUUAGCGCAGUGUGCUCACACGUUGUCUCUUCCUAGUAUUUUAACGUCAAUUGUUAAUCAUCUUCAAGCCAGCAUAGCUCAGGAAAAAAUAACAGCUAGCAAAGUUAAACUCGUUACCGAACACAUAUGCCGCCUACAAGACUGCGUCAAUUCUCUUCACAAGCUCCAAGUUGACGCGACGGAAUUCGCCUACUUGAAAGCCCUCACUCUUUUCAGCGCCGAUAACGUGAUGUCUGGAGUUUGGCGUAAGAAAGUCGAGGUCCUGCAAGAGGCUGCCUGGAAUGAGCUGCAGCGGUGUGUCGGAGCCGAAAGAUUACCCCGUCUCCUAAUGAGGCUUCCACCGUUGCGAUCCAUCGACCCACGAGUACUCGAGGAUCUUUUUUUUGCUGGUCUUAUUGGCAGGGUAAGCGUGGCCAGCGUAGUGCCUUACAUUCUUACGAUGCCAGACUGUAAAACUGAGCCCGAGAACCACAUGGGAUGACCAAGUUCAAUUUGCUUCUGUGUAGUUGUUUCAAGUAUUUGCGAUACUACAAGACCAUGUGUUACAUAAACUUUGGCCAAGAUCAGGUGAAAGUGGUUCGUAAAUUUUGGAAAAUCUAACGUAUUAUGUUCUUAUAAAAUCACGAGAACUUUGAAGAAAAUGUUUCGCUAUGUUGUUAAGAUUGUAGUCAUGCGGGUUUUGCUAUAAAAUUAUGGUCAGCUAUAAAUAAGAAAGGAUAUGGCGAGAAAUAAAAGUUUAUUGGCCUGUAAUUUCAACCAGCAUAUAGUAGGCAUAUUCUAAACAAGGACAUGGAAAUGAUUUCGUGGAACAGAGUUUCCUAUUAAAAAAUACAGUAUUUAUUUUUCUAACAGUUGGAGUAAAGUUUCGUUGUUUAUGAUCCAUAUGUUGAAUUAGGAUAAAAAAAAAUAAACAUAAUAACUGUAAUCCGUCAUCAGGGUUUGAAAUAAAAUAAGUAAGCUCUAAUCAGAUAUUGGAGAAAAAUAUAUAUGUAUACGGGAACAAAC